AUGUGGGGCCGGCGGCGGGGCCGGCGCGGCGGGCGCAGCGCGGAGGAGCUGCGGCUGCGGCGGCGGGAGCGAGAGGCAGCUCUCAGGAGGGCCCGGCGGCAGGAGCAGCUGGUCAGCAAGCGGCUGCUGCGGGAGGACAGCGCCGCCGAGGAGGGGGCACAGGAUGGAGCCGACGUCGUGCCAGACCCACUCUCAGAGGAUGAGGUUCUGGAGCUGCUCAGGGGUGUGCAGAGGGGUUCCGAGGACAGGAAGCGAUCGCUCGGCCGCCUCCGCUGGGCUCUGCAGAACGAGGACACUCAGCAGAAGUUUGUCAGGCUGGACGGCAGCAUCCGGACGCUCACCGGGCUCUUCACCAGCAGCCUGGCUGACCUGCAGCUGGAGGCUGCCCGCUGUCUGCACGAGCUGUCCCACUCCAGUGUCCCUGCUGUGGCCGAGGCGUGCCUGCCUGUCACCUCCUACCUGCUCACCUACCUGUCAGGACACAGCCUGGAGCUCACGGAGCUGUGUUUGUACACCCUGGGGAACCUCGUAGUAGAAAGUGAGGCUGUGAGGAAGCAACUGCUGCCUCAGGGCAUUAUUCCAGUGCUGGCAUCCUGCAUCCAGUCCCCUCACGAGGCAGUGCUGGAAGGUGUGGGCUAUGUCCUCUCACAGCUCCUCCAAGCCAAGGAAGCACCCACGGAGAUCAUCCCGCUGGUCCUGGACUCGGCUCUUCCCCAGCACAUGCUCCAGCUGGUCUGCCCUGGCCUCAAGGCUGGCAUGGGAGCAGCUGUGGAGUUUGCCUGGUGUCUCCACUACAUCAUUUGUAGGCACGAAGACAACGCGCUGCUGCUGGCGCUGGGGGCCGUGCCCGCGCUCACCUCGCUCCUGCUCGACCUGGCUUCCCAAAUCCCCCAGGAUGCUCCCGAGGGGCUGGAGCUGCUCGUGUGCCCCGUUCUGCGGUGUCUCUGUGUCAUUGACACUGUCUCUCCCUCUUCUUUGCAGCCCACAGACAUCGACAAAGGACCCGGCUCAGCCAAGGAGCUCAUCAAGUCCAUCAAUGAGAAGUUUGCUGGAGCUGCUGGCUGGGAGGGAACAGAAGCUUUGAAGAAGCCAGAAGACAAGAAGCAGCUGGGAGACUUCUUUGGCAUGUCCAACAGCUAUGCCGAGUGCUACCCUGCCACAAUGGAUGAUAUGGCUGUGGACAGUGAUGAGGAGGUGGACUACAGCAAAAUGGAUCAGGGUAACAAGAAGGGGCCUCUGGGCCGCUGGGACUUUGACACGCAGGAGGAGUACAGCGAGUACAUGAACAACAAAGAGGCUCUGCCCAAGGCAGCCUUCCAGUACGGCAUCAAGAUGUCCGAGGGGCGCAAGACGCGCCGCUUCAAGGAGACCAACGACAAGGCGGAGCUGGACCGGCAGUGGAAGAAGAUCAGCGCCAUCAUCGAGAAAAGGAAGAAGUUGGAGGCUGAUGGGGUUGAGGUGAAACGGCCCAAGUACUGAUUAGUCCUGCAUUUCUUUCUCCCUCUCCUGGAAUCCUGGCCUGCUGGGAGCUGCCUUCCUGGAGCCUGCUGGUGUGCUCUCCUUGCUCCACACACCGUCCACUCUCUGCAGGGCUGGGGGCUCUUCCCUCCCUCUGUUCUUUGCUGUAGAGCCUGUGCUGUGUAAAUGUUGUAGCCUUAAUAAAACUUCAUUAAAUUUGUGUGUGAGC
Molecule: messenger RNA, 1687 nt
Organism: Motacilla alba alba
Lineage: Eukaryota; Metazoa; Chordata; Aves; Passeriformes; Motacillidae
Product: transmembrane and coiled-coil domain-containing protein 6-like
Exons: 17
Coding region: 1-1479 (492 amino acids)
Biological process (GO): protein import into nucleus
Molecular function (GO): nuclear import signal receptor activity; protein binding
Source: RefSeq, a predicted model, not a curated record